AACUGUAGAAGCAGCUGAUGCUUUGGAUAAAGCUAAUUAUCAGCUGUUUGGUAAACUCAUGGUGGAAAGCCAUAACUCAUUAAGAGAUGAUUUCGAGGUUUCAUGUCCAGAACUAGAUCAACUUGUAGAAGCUGCUCUCAAGGUAGAUGGUGUGUAUGGAAGUAGAAUGACCGGCGGGGGAUUUGGAGGUUGUACAGUGACACUUCUCAAGCAGGAGUGUGUAAAAUCUGCGAUAGAAGAAAUCCUAAAAUCAUACAGUGGAACCCCGACAUUUUAUGUUUGCAAACCAUCCCCAGGGGCCCUUCCAGUCAAAUUAUAAUUUUCCUGUGGGUCCCUAUCAGUUAAAUUUUUAAAAUCCUGGGGGAGCCUAUCCGUGAAAUUUUAAUAUUCCUGGGGGCUCUUCCAGUCAAAUUCUAAUAUUGAAUUGACGAUAAAUAAUUCAAUUUGCAUCAAAAAUAAAAUCUAAAAUGUAACAUAUCCCAUUAUGUGCAUUUUUUGGGACGUAUAUGUUACAGUUAUUGAAUAAUAUUUAACCUCUAUAAGAUAUAUUGUAGUGUAACAUGUGUGUAUGUUGUUUAAUGUAAUCUAUUUUUUAUACUGUAGAUUAUCUAUUGAAAAGGGUGAUUUAUUUUUUAUAAAAUAAAUUUGUUCGUUAUUUA
Eurytemora carolleeae is the source of this 659-nucleotide messenger RNA. RefSeq names its product galactokinase. NCBI's taxonomy places the organism in Eukaryota, Metazoa, Arthropoda, Copepoda, Calanoida, Temoridae. The record is from RefSeq and is a predicted model, not a curated record. Gene Ontology annotation, cellular component: cytosol; cytoplasm. Gene Ontology annotation, molecular function: galactokinase activity; ATP binding. Gene Ontology annotation, biological process: galactose metabolic process; carbohydrate phosphorylation.